AUGAACAAGCAGAUGGAAGAAAUGGCCAGAUCAGUUGUCAACGAAGCCAUUUCCUACGCUAUAGCUGAGCUAAAAGCCGAGGCAGCUGAAGCCACCAAGGCCAUUUCAGGAAAUGAAACGGUUGCUUGCAAAGCUGCUAAAUAUCUCGCCCACAUUUCAGCCAGGAAUGGAAUCAAAACCGAUGACAGUAAGGCGGUGGUUGGGAGUGCUCUAGCAACUUCCAGAAAGGUGUUUAAUAAUGCCGUCGAGAACAUGGCACUAUCUGCCCCCACUGAGUGCCCUUUAAAAUCACAGUCGGAAAUUCUUAGUGUUCUCUCAAAUGCUGCCUCCGAUAUAGCCGGUAGAGAAAAGCGACGCGCUCGAUUGGAUGCAAUUAUGAGUAGAGUUCGUACAAAUAGUGAAAAUUCAGCCAUUAGUAACGGCCAUGACAAGUCGAUUGCUCCACUUACAAUAGCCGUCAGUUGUGCUAACAACGUGGAGGAAGAGGAUGCAAAGAGGUACCAUUUGAAACCCUGCGAGGCGAUUAAGUCGAUGCUGGAGAAAGGACGACUUCCAGGGAAUUGUAAAGCCGCUGUUCUGUUGAGAAACCGGAUUGCAAAGUAUGAACAGAUUACUCCAAUAUCUCUGGGUUUCCGUCGUUGUCUUUAG
Rodentolepis nana is the source of this 648-nucleotide messenger RNA. Lineage: Eukaryota; Metazoa; Platyhelminthes; Cestoda; Cyclophyllidea; Hymenolepididae. The record is from the annotation of a GenBank genome assembly.